GUCUUGUGAAACGACAUUAAUUCAACAUUCAAGCCUUUCUGCAUCCAAGGAAAUUGAUGUGAUCUAUGGUGGAUGAUUGAAAUUUGUGUUCUACACCUACAUAAUAUAGAUUAUUACAAAUAAGCUCCUAUAUCUACCUGCAAGAAUUUGGAAGGGAACACGAUGUUGCUACCAACUAGAAGUUGUAGCUUAGGACGCGGCGAGGCUGGCGGCGCGAUGUCGUGCGCCGGCUGCGAGAAGCCCAUCCUCGACAAGUUCCUUCUGCACGUGCUGGAGAGAGCCUGGCAUGCCGCCUGCGUACGCUGCGCCGACUGCCGAGCACCCCUGGCUGAUAAAUGCUAUAGCCGGGACAACAAGCUGUUCUGCCGGAACGACUUCUUCAGGCGGUACGGGACGAAGUGCAGCGGCUGCGGGCACGGCAUCUCGCCCUCAGACCUGGUCCGCAAGGCGAGGGAGAAGGUCUUCCAUCUCAACUGCUUCACGUGCCUCGUCUGCAGGAAGCAGCUGUCCACCGGCGAGGAACUCUACGUGCUGGACGACAACAAGUUCAUAUGCAAGGAGGACUAUUUGGCGGGAAAAGCGCCGACUACGCAUCCGGACUCUCUCCUAGGCUCCGGCUCCGAUGAAGAGGAAGAGGAGGAGUCCCGCAGCGCCAACACGAGCGGCAGUCCUGCGCACGCGCCACACCCCGCACUGCACUCCGAGCUGUCGCACAACGGGGACACCAAGCCGCAUGAUGACUCGGAGGACCAGUUCUUUUUCUUCCACUCCCAGGGUUCCCUCGACGGAGACCCGGAGACCAGGGACUCCCAGGCCGAGAACAAAUCCCCAGAUGACGGCAACGGAGGCUCCAAGCGGCGAGGCCCACGCACCACCAUCAAGGCGAAACAGCUUGAGAUCCUGAAGUCAGCGUUUUCCCAAACGCCCAAGCCGACAAGGCAUAUACGGGAACAGCUGGCGAAGGAAACUGGACUGCCUAUGAGAGUUAUUCAGGUGUGGUUCCAGAACAAACGAUCAAAAGAGCGGCGGUUGAAGCAGCUGACGUCCAUGGGUCGAGGACCAUUCUUCGGCUCAUCGCGGAAAAUGAGGGGGUUCCCCAUGAACCUUUCCCCCGGGGGGUUGGAAGAGGGCCCUCCGGGGUUCCCCUACUUCGCGACUGCCGAUGGAAAGUUCGAAUUUGGCUACGGGCCUCCGUUCCACCCUGACGCUCCGUUCUUCCAUCCGCCGCCCAAUAUGCCGUUCAACCAGCCAGGUCGUUUUCCAGGCGGCAUGGAGUCGCUGCCGGGCGGCGAGUUCCCGGAGCAGUUCCCGCCUCCUGACCACCUGGUACUUCCGAGGCCCUCGUCCCCGGAGUUCACGUUCGGGGACGCUCCCCCGCCCCUCGGCCACCCCGAGGGCCUGGUCUGGUAGCUGAAGCCGGAGCCGCGCGACUUCCACGAAUGAUGCGGCUCGCUAAGCUACCAGUUGGACUUGUGACUCAAAGUUUUGAAGUGACGUUUUGUAAAGUGCGUGGACUCCUUGGUUCGUUUUCAAGGUUUCAGUUGCGAACUCUUUCGUCAGUUUGGUGCUACAAAUACUUGCAAGCAAAUGUUUUUUACGGUUUGUGGACUGAGCGUCUUCAUCUUUAUUUGUGUGAAUGAUCAUUUUGUAAAACAUUUGUAAGACUUUAAUUUCUUUGAUUAAGUAACAACCUCUAAAGCCUGCAUCUUAUUUUGCAUUUCUUUGGAAAGCUUUUAGAUUUAUACAUAUUUAUGUUUUGAUCUUAUAGUUUAAGUCUGUGAAUAAAUUAGGUACUUAAUGUGAAUACUGCUAGGCUAUUUGUACAGAAAGAUGUUUUUAUUAAAUUGAUAAGAAUUUAUUAGAGGUAAUAAUUUAUUUCUCAAAACGGUUAAGAUUAGUUUUAAGUAAUAGACAAAUACCUAUAUUAUGCUUAUAAAUAUAACUUUUGGUUCCUACGAUAAGGUAAAACAGUUUUUAUAUGUUUUAUUUUGUAUUUUAUCUUAUUUUCUCAUAUUUAAGUACAAUAGUAGAGAGUAUUAUGUAUUGGGUAUUUAGAUUUUAAGUCACUUUAACGAUGAACCGCCAUUUAAAGGUAUCAUGCAUCAGGAGAUGUAAAUAUAAUUUUGUAUAUACAUAAUUAAUAAAUAAUAUCUACAGGCACAUGCCUAUAAAUUUCAUAGUUAUUAAUAAUUAUUUAUAAUUUUAAAUUGAACCUAUCUAUAUUAUGUUCUUAUUUCAAUUAUUUUCCGCAAAUUCUCCUUGCAAUACCUUUGUACCCUUAUUAUGUACCUUCUUCCAUUUUCAUAAAGUGAGUGUUGAAUUAAUUAUGCAUUAGACCCGUGUCAUGAUAAUGGGUCAGAUUUUUCUAUCCAUCCAUACCUUUUAUUUCUUUUCUUGGUUAAAAUAAACUAGAGAAGAAUGCAUUAUGCUGUAUCUUCAAUACUGACUUAUCGUAUAAAAUGUUUUAUUUACUGAAAUGAUAAAAUACAAUUUAAAAACAGGUUUAUUACUUAUGUAUUGUAUGUACUGUAGCUCUUAAGUGUUAAUAUGUGGUACAUACUCCUUGUCGGUAUUUAGUGUUAAAUAUAUAAAAUUGUAAUGGAAUUGUCUGUAAGAAUUAAAUCUAUUUAAAAAAUA
Molecule: messenger RNA, 2637 nt
Organism: Plutella xylostella (diamondback moth)
Lineage: Eukaryota; Metazoa; Arthropoda; Insecta; Lepidoptera; Plutellidae
Gene: Lim1
Product: LIM homeobox 1
Biological process (GO): regulation of transcription by RNA polymerase II; neuron differentiation
Cellular component (GO): nucleus
Molecular function (GO): DNA-binding transcription factor activity, RNA polymerase II-specific; RNA polymerase II transcription regulatory region sequence-specific DNA binding; zinc ion binding
Source: RefSeq, a predicted model, not a curated record